GUCGGUAGGUCGUCUUUUCUUAGAGUUCUCGCGUGCAUCUUCUUCACAGCACCCACUCUAGAUCGGCAGAGAGCCGUAGAGACUAGUCUACAGUGUUUUUAGGUAGCGAUUGUACCAACCGUCUAACGUCCGCUGUGUGGCGUUCCUCGCCGUUACAAGGAUUUCUGAUUCACUUUCUAACACUGGGCGGAAGACAGAACUCCAAUAAUUAGUUUUUGUCGAAGUGAAAGGAAGUGCGUGCAGUCAUCACCAGGAGUUCGCGCCAGAAAGUAAGUUGUAGUCGAGUAGAGUGGCUAUGAGGUCCAUGUCAGGGUUGGGGAGGCGAAACCAGCUCAUCUUGGCUGUCACUGGCUUUGUCGUGCUUACGAUGGUACGGCACGACGCGAGCCUCACCAAACUACUCAGCAUCAUCAACAUCUCUUUCGGUAUAGUCGGGAGAAAGAGCAAUGUAGCGCCCCAGCCGCCCGCAGAGCCAGGAGCGGCCGAACGUCGUUUGGCAAAGGACGUGUCGGAGAGGUGUAUCAGAGGCGGACAGUUCGCCGUGCAGCCGUCACGUGCAGAGGCCGACAUGCUGUUCACACACAUGCUGUAUGACGACUCCAAAAAGUUGGUCUUCUGUUAUAUAGCCAAAGUGGGAUGCACAAACUGGAAGCGGGUGUUCGCUGCAAUGAAAUCUGGAAAUUCGUCCUCUCUGAAGAUACCGCAUCACAAGCUGCAUUUCCGUCGCAAUCGGCAUGUGAGCUAUCUGAGCGAUCUGAACUAUUUGGAAGCACUGCACAGAUUACAGACGUACAAGAAGGUGAUGUUUGUGCGUGAUCCCGCCACACGUCUUCUGGCCGUCUAUCGCGAUCUCAUAGCUUGGCGGCCGAAGAACGCGUCUGACGCUUUCAUGCAGGAGAUGUUCUUCCGCGAUCGCUCCGAGUGGCAGACGGGUCGUCGCAUACGGCCCGAGGACGUCAACAUAACGCUGACGUCGUUCUUGAAGAUGGUCCUGUCUCGCACACGGCCGCAUGAGAUGGACGAGCACUGGCAGACAUACACAUCCAACUGUAUGCCUUGCAGUGUACGCUACGACUACAUAGGGAAACAUGAGGAACUACCGGACAGCGCUGAUAAUGUCUUACAGGCAUUGGGUAUCAACAACAUACGCUUCCCAAAGAAGGAGCUUGACUACACAAACAACCCGGUGCGACGCAAGUCUGCAAAGGAGCUGUACAGUCGGGUUUCGCGAACACUGCUGCAGUCUGCCUGGCAUCGCUACGGCAAUGAUAUCGAGCUGUUUGGCUACAGCGCUCUGGACUCUUAUGGUACAGAGGAUGACUCACCUGACGUUGAGGCAGACACUUUGGCAGACUACCUACGGCGUACACGUCCCCUGUAGCCCUUAGAGCAGUGUACAUAUACAUAUAUUAUUUAUUCGUUGAUGAAGACCUCCAAGUAAUAAGGCAACACUGCCUGUUUGUUCUUCGACAUGAAACAAACCAAUCCAAAAUCCGAAUCCAAGUCUGAACUGGUUACCCUCGGCCUGAUCAAGGUCUGUACGGAUUUGCAACAGUUCAAGCUCUUUGUGGUGUCAAACUCACAUGGUCUCUGGUGCAUUGGGUCUCAUCCCAUGUAGCUUUGAUGGGUCAGAUGCCUGCCGAUCAUAUCAUCAAAAAAUAAUAUGUAUUUUUCCCGCUGCUAUGCAAAAGACACAUCGCCGCCCAAAGGAACGUACUGGGUCUUUGGUAGCCUAGGUUAACAACUCUCGUACAUUGUAUUUUCUGUGCGUGUGCAUGUGUUCCCGCGCGUGUGUGUGUGUAUGUGUGUGUGUGUAUGUGUGUGUAUGUGUAUGUGUGUGUACGUGUGUAUGUGUGUGCGUGUGUAUGUGUGUUGUAAAUCUUAACUUUAGUAUUGUGGAUAGCACAGAACGGUCGGCUUCAUCUACUCCCAUCUCUGGUGGAUACCUAAUACCACCCCCCCCCCCC
This is a messenger RNA of Sycon ciliatum, 1967 nucleotides long. Its product is annotated as carbohydrate sulfotransferase 14-like. Gene Ontology annotation, molecular function: sulfotransferase activity. The transcript has a single exon. The coding region runs from base 296 to 1381 and encodes 361 amino acids. The record is from RefSeq and is a predicted model, not a curated record. Gene Ontology annotation, cellular component: membrane. Gene Ontology annotation, biological process: carbohydrate biosynthetic process. Lineage: Eukaryota; Metazoa; Porifera; Calcarea; Leucosolenida; Sycettidae.